Messenger RNA from Manis javanica (Malayan pangolin), 1028 nucleotides. It is a transcript of the gene MRPS12, whose product is annotated as mitochondrial ribosomal protein S12. Lineage: Eukaryota; Metazoa; Chordata; Mammalia; Pholidota; Manidae. Gene Ontology annotation, cellular component: small ribosomal subunit; ribosome. The record is from RefSeq and is a predicted model, not a curated record. Gene Ontology annotation, biological process: translation. Gene Ontology annotation, molecular function: structural constituent of ribosome.
CACUGGGCCCUAGUGCUUCAGCCUCCCACCGAGGCUCUCCUUGGUUUCUCUUUACCGCCUGUCUGCGGACAGGGGACGUUGGGUCCUUGAGAACCUACUCGGAGCGAAGCUGCAUUUAUGGAGGGGCUUUCUGUUAGCAGCGUGCGGAGCUGUAGCUAGAACGUCGGGGGAAAUUCUUUAGAUUUAACCAGAAAUCUCUGAGGACGGGAAGGGAAAAAUUUAGAUCCUAGCCCGAUUACGGCCACUUUCCCCACCUCCUUUCUGAGUCUCUUGUCCCCUAAUUGCGUCUGUGGAGACGGCAGGAUGUCCUGGUCCGGCCUUCUCCGUGGCUUCAACACGUCCUUAAGUUAUGGCCUAACUCUGGCCCCCCGGCUCUGCGCCACCCGCCCCAUGGCCACCCUGAACCAGAUGCACCGAAAGGGGCCUCCAAAGUGGCCACCUUCAAAACCGGGCCCCACCGACGGACGGCCACAGCUAAAGGGUGUCGUUCUGCAGACAUUCACCCGCAAGCCCAAGAAGCCCAACUCAGCCAACCGCAAGUGCUGCCGUGUGCGGCUCAGCACAGGCCGCGAGGCUGUCUGCUUUAUUCCCGGAGAGGGCCACAGCCUGCAGGAGCACCACGUGGUGCUCGUGCAGGGUGGCCGCACCCAGGACCUGCCUGGGGUCAAGCUCACUAUUGUGCGCGGAAAGUACGACUGUGGUCAUGUCCAGAAGAAGAAAUGAGCACAGGGGCGCCCUGGGCUGGGGUUCACACAGAACAGGAACCUUCCUCUCUGAAGCCCUGUGAUCUCCUUGGGAAGCUCUUCCAGCUAUGGAAGCACCAGACCCUGGGUUCAAAUCCAGCCGCCUUCCGUCAGAAUCACCCAACAGCUCAUAGGGAUCCUGGGUGUGAGUUAGAAAAAGACACCCCUUUGUCAGCUCCCUUGGCUCCCAUGUAUAGGGGGCUGGCUUGAGGGACCUCAUCUGCUGGGACAAGGCACUCUGUUGGGAAGGGGUUGCAAUAAACAGACACUCCCUUCUCCCUCUUG